AUGAUUAAUACAGAUAGACCAUUUAGCACGGCAAUAGAUAAUGAAGAAUCAAUUUAUAUAUCGUCUAUAUCUUCAUCAAAACUGAAGAAAUAUGGUAAACGUGUAACGAAUGGUCGAGUACUCAUGUCUGGUGAAGUUGGACCUUUCCCAUUGACUGUUGAUCGACAUAGAUCUAUUUAUAUGGUUGAUAUGUACCAUGAUCGAGUGUUUCAGAUAGACGAAGGGAGAACAAAUAUCUCGAUUGUAAUCGGUGGAUCAGAACAUAAUGGUACACAACAACUAUCAAAAUCACACUCAAUUGCUGUUGAUGAAUCAGGUGCUCUCUAUAUCACUGAAUAG
Rotaria sp. Silwood1 is the source of this 339-nucleotide messenger RNA. NCBI's taxonomy places the organism in Eukaryota, Metazoa, Rotifera, Eurotatoria, Philodinida, Philodinidae. The record is from the annotation of a GenBank genome assembly.